AUGCGUGGUGCUGAGCAGGCUCAGCUCUCUCACACCAAGAUGUCUUGCUACGACCUGUGCCCACCAAAAACCAGCGUUGCCGUGCCCCAGCCCAUCGCUGAGAGCUGCAACGAGCUGUGCGCACGCCAGUGCCCCGACUCUACGGCCUUCAUCCAGCCACCGCCCGUCGUCGUCACCUUCCCCGGCCCCAUCCUCAGCUCCUUCCCCCAGCAAGCCGUGGUGGGCUCCUCCGGAGCACCCGCCUUUGGCGGCUCCCUGGGGCUGGGGGGCCUCUACGGCGCCGGGGCCACUCAGGGCUCGGGGGGCCUCUGCACCUUUGGCAGACCCUACGCUUCUCCUGCCUGCAGCCCCUGCGCCUUGCCCCGCUACAGCAGGAAGCUCUGGGACACCUGUGAGCCCUUCUAG
This is a messenger RNA of Lagopus muta (rock ptarmigan), 405 nucleotides long. RefSeq names its product scale keratin-like. Gene Ontology annotation, molecular function: structural constituent of cytoskeleton. Bases 1 to 405 code for a protein of 134 amino acids. The transcript has 2 exons. The record is from RefSeq and is a predicted model, not a curated record. NCBI's taxonomy places the organism in Eukaryota, Metazoa, Chordata, Aves, Galliformes, Phasianidae. Gene Ontology annotation, cellular component: intermediate filament.